CAUGACACAAAGACAAAAUUAUUUUUAAUCUUUCUCUUCUAUUUUUUGGAGUUUGGAAAUUGGAAUGGGAUUGAAGUUGGACAACGGAUAGAUUUUUGUGACGGGUUUAAGGUUUUUGAUUUACGAGUCGUAGACAUUUUAUCAAAGUCUAAAAUAUUGUAACUUUAGAAAUUAAGUUUAUGCAAGUAACAUGUAUAAAACGUAACAAGAAUAAAAGAUAACAUGUCUUUAGAACAGACAGCCUGCGAUGCUGUUCUUCCAGACUUGAAGGCUUUUGAAAGGCGUCUGACUGAAGUAAUAGCAUGUCUUCAACCAGCAACCAUGAGAUGGAGAAUUCUCCUGGCAGUGGUAUCUGUGUGUGCUGCAAUAGCAGCAUGGCACUGGCUGACUGAUCCACUCACUCCAGUGGUGUCCCUUACGCAGUCACUGUGGAACCAUCCCUUCUUUGCUUUCACUUCUACAUUUUUAGUAUUACUGUUCAUGAUGGGAGUUCAUAGAAAGGUGAUUGCCCCAAGUAUUAUAACGGCGCGCACUCGGUCUGUCCUUAAUGACUUUAACAUGUCUUGCGAUGAAACUGGAAAGCUAAUUCUGAAGCCCCGGCCGGCGAACUCUUGAAUUUACCUCAUGGGCUCUUCUACAAAGGCCAACGUAAGGAGAUAAUUAAUAAAAACAAACUUUGACGUUAUUUGCUUGACAGAUGAGAACAGGGGCUCUCGAGUCUGCUAUUACAGUAGUGUAAGUGGUGGAACAAUAUUUAAAAAAAAGUGUUUAUUAAUACUAAACCAGAUAAUUUCCCUUGCUACCCAAACUAGGUUAUGUUUUACUUUACGUUCGUUUUUCACAACACAUUUAAUUCUAAAAAUAGUGUGCAAUGCUGUUAGGAAU
Pararge aegeria (speckled wood butterfly) is the source of this 885-nucleotide messenger RNA. It is a transcript of the gene Cnep1r2, whose product is annotated as nuclear envelope phosphatase-regulatory subunit 1 homolog. Bases 223 to 615 code for a protein of 130 amino acids. Gene Ontology annotation, cellular component: cytoplasm; Nem1-Spo7 phosphatase complex. The record is from RefSeq and is a predicted model, not a curated record. Lineage: Eukaryota; Metazoa; Arthropoda; Insecta; Lepidoptera; Nymphalidae. The transcript has 4 exons.